AUGGCUCCAACUCCAUUAGUUUCCAGUCCUAUAGUUAGAGAGUCGAGGCUUUUGGUUUCAAAGCCGUUGCUUUCAAGGCCAUAUACAUCUUUUUUCUUCCCACUAUAUGCGACCUUUGCACAUAUAUACUACAGACAGUAUGACAAGUAUAUCAAGGGACCUGAAUGGACAUUCGUGUACUUGGGUGCUAUUGUCUCUUUGAACAUUCUAGUUGCGUUGCUACCCGAAUGGAACGUUGGUAUUGAAGCAGGUUUUAAAUACAAUGCUGCUGGCGAUCUUCAUGAAGCUACUCACAUUUUAAUCAAGACUACUGAAAAUAAUGGUUCUGAUGGAAUUGUAGAGAUCCAAAGAGUGGAAGAAGAUGGAACUGUUCAGAUCUAUUUCCAAUUCCAAAAGAAGAGAUUUUUAUGGAACUCCGAUGAACAAGAAUUCGCAUCUCCCAAAUUCCUGAUCGAUGAACCACCUAAGUUGGGAUAUCUACAGGAAUGGAAGGGUCAUUCUGGUGAUUUAGUGCAUUUGAGAAGACUUUACGGUGACAAUUUAUUCGACAUUCCAAUUCCAACAUUUUUGGAAUUGUUUAAAGAACACGCAGUGGCCCCAUUGUUCGUUUUUCAAAUUUUCUGUGUGGCACUAUGGUUGUUAGAUGAAUUUUGGUACUAUGCUCUUUUCAACAUGUUUACCGUUGUAUCUAUGGAAGCUGCAUCAGUUUUCCAAAGAUUGGUUACCUUGAAAGAAUUUAGAACUAUGGGUGUUAAGCCUUUUCCUAUCUAUGUCUUCAGAGAGGGCGAAUGGCUUUACUUAGAGACUGACAAAUUAUUACCAAUGGAUAUCGUGUCUAUGACCAGAACCGCUGAAGAUAGUGCGGUCCCAUGUGAUAUGCUUCUUCUAGAUGGAUCCUGCAUCGUUAAUGAAGCAAUGCUUUCAGGUGAAUCCACCCCAUUACUAAAGGAAUCCAUUAAAUUGCGUCCAAAAGAUGAGCCUUUACAAGCAGAUGGUUUAGAUAAAAAUUCUAUCCUUCACGGUGGUACCAAAAUUUUACAAGUUACACCACCUGAGGGUAAAUCUCGUCUACCUGCUGCUCCUGAUCAAGGUACUCCUGCUCUUGUGACAAAGACUGGGUUUGAAACAUCUCAAGGUUCUUUAGUUCGUGUAAUGAUUUACUCUGCUGAGCGUGUUGGUGUGGAUAACAGAGAAGCUUUGUUCUUCAUUUUAUUCUUGUUAAUCUUUGCCAUUGCCGCCUCAUGGUACGUUUGGGUCGAAGGUUCCAAGAUGGGUAGAGUUCAAUCCAAAUUGAUUCUGGACUGUAUUUUGAUCAUUACUUCUGUGGUGCCACCUGAAUUGCCAAUCGAAUUGACGAUGGCGGUUAAUAGUUCUUUGGCAGCGUUGUCCAAGUUUUACGUCUACUGUACUGAACCUUUCAGAAUUCCACUUGCUGGUAGAAUCGAUGUUUGCUGCUUUGAUAAGACAGGUACUUUGACUGGUGAAGAUUUGGUCUUUGAAGGUUUAGCUGGAUUAUCUAAAGACCCCGAAGACAUUCGUCACAUGUUUUCCGCUGCAGAGGCUCCUGAAAGUACUGCACUUGCUAUCGGUGCAGCUCAUGCCUUAGUGAAGCUGAACGAUGGUGAUGUGGUCGGAGACCCAAUGGAAAAAGCUACCUUAAAUGCCUUAGGAUGGACCGUCGAGCACAAGAAUGUGACUUCCAAGGAAGGGUUUGGUAAGGUUACCAUUCAACGUCGUUUCCAAUUCUCUUCAGCUUUGAAAAGAUCGUCCUCCAUUGCAUCUCAUGGUGGUAAAUUAUUUGCUGCAGUGAAAGGUGCUCCAGAAACUAUCCGUCAAAGAUUGGUCAGCGUCCCCAAGAACUACGAUUCCAUCUAUAAGUCUUUUACUCGUUCCGGUUCUAGAGUUUUGGCCCUAGCUUCCAAGAGCUUGCCCAAAAUGAAUCAAAGUCAUAUCGAUGAUUUAGAUCGUGAGGAAGUUGAACAAAAAUUGAAUUUCGAAGGUUUCUUAAUCUUCCAUUGUCCUCUAAAGAUCGAUGCUAUUGAGACCAUUAAGAUGUUGAACGAGUCUGCUCAUCGUUCUGUAAUGAUUACAGGUGAUAACCCCUUGACAGCAGUUCACGUCGCAAAGGAAGUUGGUAUCUUGGAUAGAGAAGCAUUGAUUUUGGAUUACGCUGAAAAUGCGGAAAGCAACAAACUUGUUUUCCGUAACGUUUUAGAAACCAUUAGCAUCCCAUUUGAUCCUGAAUCAGAGAAUUUUGACACUGAAAAAAUCUUAGGUCAAUACGAUAUUGCUGCUACUGGCCAUGCUUUGAAUGCUUUGAAGGAUCACGAUCAAUUGAGAACUUUGAUUCGUCACACAUGGGUUUAUGCUCGUGUAUCUCCUACUCAAAAGGAAUUCAUUUUGAACACCUUGAAAGACAUGGGUUACCAAACUUUGAUGUGUGGUGAUGGUACGAACGAUGUAGGUGCCUUGAAGCAAGCUCACGUUGGUAUCGCUCUACUAAAUGGUAGUGAAGAAGGUAUGAAAAAAAUGGCUGACCAACGUAAGAUCGACAGUUUAAAAGCCGUCUAUGAAAAACAAUGCGAUCUCUUGCAGAGAUGGGGUCAACCUAAACCACUUGUUCCAGAGCAGAUCGCCCACUUUUAUCCACCUGGUCCAAAGAAUCCUCAUUACUUAACCUCAUUAGAGAAGACUGGUGUCACUAUCACUCCUGAAAUGAGAAAAGCUGUUGCUGAGGCCAACUCUAAACCCGAACAACCAGUUGCUGCAGUAGCUGGCAAUUCGCGUCCAUCUGGUGAAGACUUUGCUACCUUGUUCAGUGGUGCAGGUGGUGGCGGCGAGGAAGAUGUUCCUACAUUAAAAUUAGGUGAUGCUUCUUGUGCUGCUCCAUUUACUUCUAAGCUUGCCAAUGUUUCUGCUGUGACUAAUAUUAUCCGUCAAGGCCGUUGUGCUCUAAUAAACACCAUUCAAAUGUACAAAAUUUUGGCUCUUAACUGUUUGAUCAGUGCCUACUCUCUAUCUGUAAUGUAUUUGGCUGGUGUUAAAUUCGGUGAUGGUCAAGCAACAACCUGUGGUAUUCUUCUAUCCGUUUGCUUUUUAAGUAUUUCCCGUGGUAAGCCUUUACACAAAUUGGCUAAGGAAAGACCACAAGCUGGUAUUUUCAACGUUUACAUCAUGGGGUCGAUCUUGACCCAGUUUGCUGUUCAUAUCCUCGUCUUGGUUUACAUUACUGGUGAGAUCUACAAACUUGAACCUAGAGAACCACAAGUGGAUCUAGAAAAAGAGUUUACCCCAUCUUUGUUAAACACUGGUAUUUUCCUCAUUCAAUUAGUACAACAAGUUUCUACUUUUGCGGUCAAUUACCAAGGUGAACCAUUCAGAGAGAAUAUUAGAAACAACAAGGGGAUGUACUAUGGUCUUAUCGGUGUCACUUUGUUGGCAUUGUGCGGUGCCACUGAAUUUAUUCCUGAAUUGAACGAAGCCAUGAAGUUCGUACCCAUGGAAGAUGAUUUUAAAUUUAAAUUGACUCUUUCCCUUGCUCUUGAUUACGUUGGUAGUUGGGCAGGUGAGCACUACUUCAAAUAUUUCUUUAUGAAUGAUAAAGCUGCUGAUAUUACACAACGUCUCAAUUAA
This is a messenger RNA of Zygosaccharomyces rouxii, 3633 nucleotides long. It is a transcript of the gene SPF1, whose product is annotated as ion-transporting P-type ATPase SPF1. The coding region runs from base 1 to 3633 and encodes 1210 amino acids. Gene Ontology annotation, molecular function: ATP hydrolysis activity; ATP binding; P-type ion transporter activity. Gene Ontology annotation, cellular component: endoplasmic reticulum membrane. Lineage: Eukaryota; Fungi; Ascomycota; Saccharomycetes; Saccharomycetales; Saccharomycetaceae. The transcript has a single exon. Gene Ontology annotation, biological process: intracellular calcium ion homeostasis. The record is from RefSeq and is a predicted model, not a curated record.